UAUCGGCAUGUAGACGAGAUUCUGUUAGUAAAGUGAAACCGUGAAUAUCGAUGUAAAAUGGUGUCAAUUGAAACAAUUCGUGAACAGUUUGAUGAACUGGGUAUAGAACCAUCGGAUGAAGUUAUAAAUAAAUGUAUUGAAAUAUGUAACAACAACGAUAUUACCGAUCCGAUCGAGUUUGUAGAACAAUGGAUGGCGUACAGCGUGUCGAAAUUAAGUGGUGCCGAACCAACGGUUGCCUAUCUGAGCGAAAUGGAAGCCCGCGAGUACACAAGCAAGCUGCGAAAGGCAACGAAGUUAUCAACCGCCGGGAACGUUGGCGCAUCUCCGCGAAUGGACACCAAAGUGUCUAAGAUAACGACUUACCGCAACGUUGAUUCUGCUGAACAAGAUGUGCUAGAAAUGUAUGGCUGCAUUACACCAAAGACUAAAAAAUCAACGUCACGCUUGCAGCAACAUAAUGUGAACACGCCGGACGGUGUUAGAGGCGGUGGAAGUCCUUUCACAACCGUCACAUAUUCUCCAAUAUCUGCUUCGUCCAAGAAAAACGAUCCAAAUGCACCAAGCAAAGCUGGACAGGUCGUGUACACUUACGGCAGUGCAAAGUUGCUGAAACAAUUCCACUGGCUACCAGCAGUAGCAACGACCGACGAAGGCAACGAUUCCACCUCGACUGCCGAUCAAGAUGAUGUAUCGCUGGGCGAUCAAAAAAAGCGUAAUGUCGCCGGCGGUGGUAGCCGUGGGAAAGGUAUAAGCUUCGCAAUGAAUGCGUCGAAGUUUGCUAACGAAGGCUGCAAAUACAUGUUUGACACGAGUUACGAUCGUGUGAUGAUCCUCGGCGAUCGCAUCUACGAGUGUGGCAAUGCCAUCUGUAAACGGUUGACGGUAGAAACAAGAAGGCAAUCAAAGAAGCAACAACAGGAACAGAUCGAGGCCACCGACAAUCAGACCGAUUCCACAUCUUUGGAAGCGUCUAAUAUUGUGAAACAGGAACCCAUGGAGGACGAUGAAGCAGGAAAUGGGAUGGAAGAGGAGAAAUUCUGCAACUGGUUCGAUGGGGUUAAGGUACACCAUGUGGACUAUCCUAGUUCGGAACCCAUCCGUGUGCUGGGAAGAAUCGUUGCCGAAUCGUCCCUUAGUACCAACAUCGCCACCGGGGUGAGUGGCCGGAAUCAGGCCAGCAAGCUAGCAAUCGUAGAUUUCGAUGAGCAUACGCUGCGGUACACCAGACUCGAUUUGAGUAAGGUGCAGGUCCCUUUGUGGUGGUCACUCUUUCCCGGACAAACCGUGCUGCUAGAGGGCAUUAAUCCGCGUGGAUUAAUGUUUUCCGUUAGCCAAAUACAUUGUGAGCGAACGUUGAUGCUUCCACGCACACCAACAAGCCUUGACAAAACACUAACAAUGGUGAUUGCGAGCGGUCCGUUUACGGAUAGAGACGAUUUGCUGUACGAAAAGCUCUCCAACCUGUUGGUCUACUGCUGUAACAAUCCGCCAGAUGUGCUGAUCCUUACCGGACCUUUUGCCGAUGCCAACUGCAAGCUGUACGCGGAAGUUGCCGAAACGUUCGACGAAUAUUUCGAGAAAAUCAUCGGCACGAUCAUGAACACGAUCGGUGGACAGACGGAGGUGUUUGUGGUCGCCAAUCAUGACGAUUUGGUGAGCUCCUUUGUGUAUCCCACCCCACCGUACAAGGUGGCAAGCUUCUACAAGAAUUUACACUUCCUGCCCGAUCCGUGCCUGUUCAGUAUCGAGGGUUUGGAAAUUGGAGUUACAACGGUGGACGUAAUUAAGCAGCUGAUCGAAAGUGAAUGCACGGCUGCGCAUGUAACGAUGGGUUCGGCUGCACCUAUGGGAGGCGAUAAAAUCAAGCGGGCGUACAGUCAUCUUUUCAAUCAGGCAUCGUUCUACCCGUUGAAUCCACCCCCGGAGGAUGUGCCGUUGGAUGUGGAUAUGCUGAAUGAGUUUGGCCGGUUAACCCGGGUACCAAAUGUAAUGAUUUGCCCAAGCGCCCUUAACCGAUACGUGCGAGAAAUUAAUGGUUGUGUUUGCAUAAAUCCCGGCUUCGUCGAUGGCGGUCUCUCUGCAGAUGGGUCGUACGCAAGAUUGGUCCUGCAACCGCCAGAGAUCGACAAUUCAACCGCUAUACAGCAGAAAGAUAAUCCAGCCCCGGGAACUUAUAUUGCUUGUCAAAUAGUGAAAACUUGAUAUGCCACGGAUGAUUAAUAAAAAGCGGCUGCAAACCAUUCCCGCGCGGUACAAUUACAACAGGAGUCUUCCCA
Anopheles moucheti is the source of this 2279-nucleotide messenger RNA. It is a transcript of the gene DNApol-alpha73, whose product is annotated as DNA polymerase alpha subunit B. Gene Ontology annotation, biological process: DNA replication initiation; DNA replication. NCBI's taxonomy places the organism in Eukaryota, Metazoa, Arthropoda, Insecta, Diptera, Culicidae. The coding region runs from base 58 to 2205 and encodes 715 amino acids. Gene Ontology annotation, cellular component: alpha DNA polymerase:primase complex. The transcript is spliced from 5 exons. Gene Ontology annotation, molecular function: DNA binding. The record is from RefSeq and is a predicted model, not a curated record.